Molecule: messenger RNA, 341 nt
Organism: Nicrophorus vespilloides
Lineage: Eukaryota; Metazoa; Arthropoda; Insecta; Coleoptera; Silphidae
Product: PBAN-type neuropeptides-like
Exons: 2
Coding region: 8-304 (98 amino acids)
Biological process (GO): pheromone biosynthetic process; neuropeptide signaling pathway
Molecular function (GO): neuropeptide hormone activity
Source: RefSeq, a predicted model, not a curated record
UUCAAACAUGCAUCGUCAAGCCAUCGUUUUGUCAGUCCUCCUCGUCUCUGCUCUCCUAACAUCAGCGGCAAUCGAUGGACGAAACGACUACCAAUCCAUGUUCACUAAAGGUAAACCAUCCAUUUACGACUUUGUUCCGAGGCUGGGAAGGGAUUCCGGUGAAGAUGUGAACGCAUAUGUCAUCAAUUUGGGUGAGGGCAAGUGGAUGCAAGAUCCUGAAGUACCAGAAGUUCUCUUCCAACGUUCAGCAUUUUCACCAAGACUCGGCCGUAAAUCUCCGUUCUCUCCUCGUUUGGGACGUUAAUUUACGAUAAAACAUGUAUAUUAUUAUCUGUUCUCAA